Molecule: messenger RNA, 1768 nt
Organism: Cornus florida
Lineage: Eukaryota; Viridiplantae; Streptophyta; Magnoliopsida; Cornales; Cornaceae
Product: (S)-N-methylcoclaurine 3'-hydroxylase isozyme 1-like
Exons: 2
Coding region: 86-1600 (504 amino acids)
Molecular function (GO): iron ion binding; oxidoreductase activity, acting on paired donors, with incorporation or reduction of molecular oxygen; heme binding
Source: RefSeq, a predicted model, not a curated record
AGGAAAUUAAGUUGUUGACCCCCAAAUACAUAGAGAAAGCUAAUUGACAACAAUACAUAACACUGCAAAAGCCAGCUCUUUCUUCAUGGAAGUCGUGGCUGAAAAGAUUGUAGCAGAAGGAACCUAUGAUCUCUUCUUUCCAAUCCUCCUCUUAGCCAUCAUCUUCCUCAUCCUAAAACUUUUCAAAUCUAAUUUCCUAUCAGAAAGUACUCUACCACUUCCACCAGGACCAAGUCCAUGGCCAAUCUUGGGCAAUAUUCCUCAUAUGGGAAAAAAGCCUCACAUCACUCUAGCAAACUUUGCUCAGACUUAUGGCUCACUCAUGUCACUGAGACUAGGAACUCAAAUCAUGAUCAUCGGAUCAUCGGCAACUGCUGCAGAGGAAAUUCUCAAGACCCAUGAUCGAAUCUUAUCUGCACGAUAUGUUCCUCAUGCAGUACCAGCUAAGAGCCCAAAAUUCAAUCAUUUAUCACUUGUGUGGGCACUGGAGUGCAAUGAUAGAUGGAAGAAUUUAAGAACAAUAUGCAGAAGUGAGCUCUUCUCGGGCAAGGCAAUGGAGUCUCAAGCAUGUUUGAGAGAGAGAAAGGCAAUAGACAUGGUGAAUUUUUUGGGUGCAAAGAAGGGAAAGGAAGUGAAAGUUGGAGAACUGGUUUUUGCCACUAUUUUUAAUAUGAUGAGUAAUGUUCUUAUAUCAAGAGAUUUUAUCAUAUUGGAGAAGCAGAGUGUGGAUGGGGGGAUGAAGGGUCUUCUUGGAAAAUAUAUUGAUUUUAUUUCAGCUCCAAAUCUGCCUGAUUUUUAUCCAAUUUUAGGUGCAUUAGAUCUUCAGGGUUUAAACAAGAAGGCAAAGGAAGCGGUUUUGAGGAUGUGUGCUAUGUGGAAGCCCAUUAUCGAAGACAGAAGAGAAGGAAGAAAAGGCAAUGCUUCAGGCCAAAAGGACUUCUUGGACACCCUCAUCGACAAUUCUUGUACCAAUGAUCAAAUCAACCAUCUGCUCCUGGAGCUAUUUGCUGGUGCUACAGACACUAGCACUUCAACAAUUGAGUGGGCAAUGGCAGAAUUGAUAAAAAAUCCAGAAUCCAUGAAGAAAGUUUGUGAAGAAUUGACAAGAGAAACCAACCACAAUACGCUGAAAGAAUCCCAUCUAGCUCAACUACCUUACCUUCAAGCCUGUGUAAAAGAAACUCUGAGAUUGCAUCCUCCAGCACCAUUUCUGCUUCCUCACCGUGCACCUGACUCAUGCCAAGUGAUGAAUUACACAAUCCCAAAAAAUUCUCAAGUGGUAGUAAAUGUUUGGGCAAUUGGGAGAGACCCCAUGGUUUGGGAAGAGCCAUUGAAAUUUAAACCAGAGCGAUUCCUCAAUGCAACAUUGGAUUUCAAAGGGAAUUAUUUUGAAUUCUUACCCUUUGGUGCGGGAAGAAGAAUCUGCCCUGGUCUUCCCAUGGGAGCAAAGCUAGUUCCUUUAAUACUUGCUUCACUGUUACAUUCUUUCGAUUGGUCUCUUCCGCAUGGAAAUGAUCCCAAUGAGCUAGACAUGAAUGAGAAGUUCGCUGUAACACUGCAUAAGGAACAACCCCUGGUCCUCAUUCCUACAAUUAAAUAAUGACAAUGGAGUGCUCCAAUCUCCUUAGGUUCUGUACUAGUAUGAUCACUUAAAUCAUAUCUCCUAUCUGGUAUUCAUCACUAAUAUAUUCCUGUUAUAGUGUGCUUCUUGUAGAACAAAAGUUCAAUUUAUAGUUUCAAUAUAAAGUUGCACUUUUCUUCAUCAAAA